This is a messenger RNA of Drosophila navojoa, 4269 nucleotides long. RefSeq names its product tripartite motif-containing protein brain tumor (gene brat). Gene Ontology annotation, molecular function: mRNA 3'-UTR binding; protein binding; zinc ion binding. NCBI's taxonomy places the organism in Eukaryota, Metazoa, Arthropoda, Insecta, Diptera, Drosophilidae. The record is from RefSeq and is a predicted model, not a curated record.
UUCUUCUUGCACAGACAGCGAGAACACGCUCGAAAUUUAAUCACUGCGAAUUUAGAAACACAACAUUGUUAUUAUUUUUUAAUUAGUGCAAUCGUUAUUUAGGACGCAAGAACGAUCAAUUUUUAGUGUAAUUCAAAGCUUGUAACUGAAAAAAGAAGAAAAAGAAAUUGGCAAACCGAACAGAAACACAAACAGCAACAUAAGCAUAUUGCAAACAUUAAAACGCCGCGAGUGUGUUUGUAUUUGUGUUUGUGCAAGUGCAUACAUGUGGCUAUGCGUACGUGUGUGCGCCUGUGUUUGGAAUCAACAAAAAGUCGUAUACAGCAGAAAAGGCGGCAAAAGAAACAUAACAGCGACUGCACAUGAUAUGCAAAGCGAGGCGACAAAAAAAAUGCAACUGCAAACAUAAUUAUUUGUGCAAUGCAUUUAACGUGAACGUCGUGAACGUCUUACUGCUCCGAAAAAAAAACAAAAAGCACCGACAUUUCGAACGAGCACAAGAGUUUUUGCAGCACUUCGCUUAGUGCGUCAAUGCAGGCAGGAAUAAAGAAAGAAACGGCGAAAAUAAACUGCAGUGAGCCAACAAUAACAACAAGCACAAAACAGAAACGCCGAAUGGAAUACAGCAUUUUGUGCGCGCAACGCAAUUCACGAUUGGCAACUGAAAUUGGCAGCACCCGUAAAGUAUGAAACAAAACUAGACGACAACAACAAUCGAGCGGAAGUAACAAAUGGAAACAAAGCAGCAACAACAAAUAUAAUAAUAAUAAUAAUAAGGACCAUAUUGGCAUUAAUUUUUUGACUGCAUUAAAAGCGAAUGCAAAAAAAACGAAAGAAAAUACAAAAACAAAAACAAAACAGCACAUAAAAAAACUGAGACGAGCAAAAAAUACAACUUAAAACGGCGUGUCCAGUGGCAGCCAGAUUGGGAGACACUGUGGACAACUGAAGAGUAGUGGAUCGAGUAGCAGUAGAAGGAGAGGAGAACACAUUCAAGACGCCCAUUCCCCCACACAGAACGAUGGCGGCUUCGCCGACUCCGUCGCUGGACUCCAUGCGCGGGGCGAACUCGAUUGAAUCGUAUGAGCACGCCGGCUACCUGUCGGACUCGCCGCUGACACUGAGCGGGUCGUCGCCGCCGGUGAGCGAUUCGGCGAUCUGCAGCGAUGAGUAUAUAGCUGGCAGCCAGGUCAGCGUGAAGGUGCGCCAGGAUGUCACUGUCAUCAAUGGGCAUCAUCCGAUAUCGGCCUCGGUGUCGUCUAGCUCGUCGGCCAGCUCCUCAUCCUGCUCCUCCUCGUCGUCGUCGUCCUCGUCGUCGUCCAGCUCAUCGACCAGCGGCCUCAGCGGCUGCGGCAGCACCAGCAGCAGCGUCCUCAGCGGCUCGAAUGGCAACGGCAACAGCAAUAGCAACAGCAAUGGACACGGUCCCGGCGUUAUCGGCAGCAAUUUGCCCAGCAGCAACGGCAACAGCAACAACAACAGCAGCAACAGCAUCAGCAGCCUGGUCGUUGGCGCUGGCAAAGGCAGCAACAGCAACAGUGGCAGCAAUGGCAGCAACAACAGCAAUAGCAGCAUGAACAACAGCAGCAGUAGCCUCGCCCCCGCUCGCUGCACCGCCUGCAAGAGCAAGUGCAGCGAUGCUGUGGCCAAGUGCUUCGACUGCCAGAGCUAUCUCUGCGCCAACUGUGUGACCGCGCACGAGUUUAUGCACUGCUUCAACGGCCACAAUGUCUCGCUGAUCAAGGGUUUCGAGGCGACAAGCAACGCCAGCAUGAGCAACUGCAGCAACAAUCCAGCCUCCAACGACUUCAAGUACGCCAGCUCACUGACAAUGAUGCUGCAGCAGCAGCAGCAACAGCAACAACAGCAGCAGCAGCAGGCACAGCUGACAGAUGCGCAGCCCAUGUCGCAGCUGUCGAAGAUUGUGCUCGCGGCAGCAGCAGCAGCCAACAACUCACAGGACCAGCAGCAGCAGCAGCAUGAGACACUCUACUCCGCACACUUGCAGCAGCAGCAGCAGCAGCAGCAGCAGCAGCUACAGAUCUUCUGCUUGCGUCACAAGCACGAGCUGCUGAAGUUCAGCUGCCGCACCUGCUGCACGCUGGUGUGCAAGGAGUGCAUCGUCCUGGAGCACUCGACGGGCCUGCAUGAGCUCGAGAAUGUGCAAUCGCCUGCUGUGGCCGCAACGAGCAACGGCAACGGCAACGGCAACGGCAACUGCAACGGCACCAACAGCAGCAGCAGCACCUCGAGCAGCGGCGGCUACAAUGAGACAGCGCUGCAGACGCUGCUGGCCGAUAUGCGGGGCAAGAUUGGCGAGAUUAUGUCGGUGGCCAGCAACGCCGAGCAGAGCGUGACCAAGGUCAAGCAGCAGUACCAGAAGGCGCACAACGAGCUGAACGAGACGCAUCAGUUCUUUGCCUCGAUGCUGGAUGAGCGCAAGAGCGAGCUGCUCAAGGAGCUGGAGACGCUCUACACGGCCCGCGUGAACACCAACGCGGUCUGGCUGCAGCGCGCCAAGGAGAUCAUUGACAAGGGUUUGGCCACCUGCGAGGCGGUCGAGCGCUCGCCCGCCAACGGCGUCCAGUCGCCGCUGCUUGCUGAGGCGCUGCUGCUGCGCAAGCAGCUCGAGCAGCAGCUCCAAGCGGGCGUCCAGGACAUGCAGCUGCCCUUCGAGCUGGAGUUCAUGUCCAACUACCAGUCGAUACAGGCGGGCGUGCGCAACACCUUUGGCUAUGUACGGGCCAGCAAUGGCGGCGGGCCUGGCAGUGGCAGCUGCUCCGAUCACGGCCAGAGUCACGGCAAGCAGCCGCCGAUCGCACGGCCCACGCAGAGCGCGAGCAACAGCAGCGCCAGCAGCGCGGGCAGCCAUCAUCACCACCAACAGCAGCAGCAGCAGCAACAACAGCAGCAGCAUUUUCUGAAGCUGGAGCAGCAACAAUUGCUGCCGGGCCUGGGCCUGGGCAGUCUGCUGGACAACAGCAGCAACGGCAGCAGCAGCAACGGCGGCGGCAGCGUCUAUGCGAAUGGCUGCCUCCUGCUGGGCGGACGCGAGCGCAAUCUGAGCGAUCUGCAGCACUUUGGCGAGCUGCUGCCCAAGCGGGCCAGCAGCAUGGCGCACUACAAUCCCUACGAGAAGUGGAGCAAUGGCGGCAGCGACAAUCUCUUCAGCACGUCAGCAGUCGCCACGCUUGGCGGCGUCGGCAGCGCCGGCAGCGGCAGCAGCUCGGCUGUGGUGGAUGCCUUUGCCAGUCUGUCGUCGGCAAACCUGAAUCUGAAUGGCAAUGGCAAUGGCAGCGCGGUGAGCAGCGAAUCUCUGCUGGAUCUGACCAGCAAGCUGUUAUCGGCCUCCAUUUAUCCGCCCAAGUCGCAGAUCAAGCGCCAGAAGAUGAUCUAUCACUGCAAGUUCGGGGAGUUCGGCGUGAUGGAGGGCCAGUUUACGGAGCCGAGCGGCGUGGCGGUGAAUGCCCAGAACGAUAUCAUCGUGGCGGACACGAACAAUCAUCGCAUCCAGAUCUUCGACAAGGAGGGACGCUUCAAGUUCCAGUUUGGCGAGUGCGGCAAGCGGGACUCGCAGCUGCUCUACCCGAACCGUGUGGCCGUCGUGCGCAACUCGGGCGACAUUAUUGUGACCGAGCGGUCGCCGACGCACCAGAUCCAGAUCUACAAUCAGUAUGGACAGUUUGUGCGUAAAUUUGGGGCCACGAUCUUGCAGCAUCCGCGCGGCGUCACCGUCGACAACAAGGGACGCAUCAUUGUGGUCGAGUGCAAGGUGAUGCGCGUCAUUAUCUUCGAUCAGAAUGGGAAUGUGCUGCACAAGUUCGGGUGCUCCAAGCAUCUGGAGUUCCCCAACGGCGUGGUGGUCAACGACAAGCAGGAGAUCUUCAUUAGCGACAAUCGGGCGCACUGCGUCAAGGUGUUCAACUACGAGGGCCAAUAUCUGCGCCAGAUUGGCGGCGAGGGUAUCACCAACUACCCCAUCGGCGUCGGCAUCAAUUCCAAUGGCGAAAUUCUCAUUGCGGACAAUCACAACAAUUUCAAUUUGACGAUCUUCACGCAGGACGGGCAGCUGAUCUCGGCGCUGGAGUCGAAGGUGAAGCAUGCCCAGUGCUUCGAUGUGGCGCUCAUGGACGAUGGCAGCGUUGUCCUGGCCAGCAAGGACUAUCGCCUCUAUAUCUAUCGCUACGUACAGCUGGCGCCUGUGGGUAUGUAAGCAGAGAGCCUUCUUCACACACAGACAUUGAAAAAAGAGAAAAGAAAAUGAAAAAA